This is a messenger RNA of Tauraco erythrolophus (red-crested turaco), 753 nucleotides long. NCBI's taxonomy places the organism in Eukaryota, Metazoa, Chordata, Aves, Musophagiformes, Musophagidae. The record is from RefSeq and is a predicted model, not a curated record.
AUGGCCUGUUCCUACAGCCCCGGUGCCGACCGUGCUCUUGGGUGUGACAGGUUUGGGGUGCUGGCACAGGGAUCCUGGCCAGGGACUCAGGCAGGGGGAUGGCAUCAGUACGGGCAGGGGCUGAGCCAUGACACUGGUGCCCUGGGUCUCAUUGGUGCCACCGGGGCUGAUGCCGGGUGUUUGUCCCUCCAGGUGAGCAGCUCCAGGCAGGUGGUGGCUGGGGCCACGAGCACGGCCGCAUUCUUCCUCUGCGAGGGGCUGCUGGGCCAGCACUUCCACGUCAUUCCCAAUGGGGUGGCUGAGCCCCAACCUGGGGACCUCUUCCUCUUCCCUCUGGCCUCAGGAGGCCCCAGCUGGUGGGAUGCCCACGCUGGCAUCUACUGCGGUGAUGGGGACAUCAUCCACCUGGAAGGGAUCAUGGCCAAGCACAGCAAGAGCCACCUCCUGUGGACACGGGGUCCGGCCAAGGUGCUGCGGAGGAAGGAAGGUGUUGGAUGUGGUCACCCUGAAGCAGAUCAGGAGGUGGAGUACGAUGCCAUCAUCUGCAACUGUGUCCACUUUGCCCUUGUCCUGCUGGGGCUGGGCCAGCUCACUGGUGCCACGGUGGGUGCCACCGUCACAUUGGAUGCCACCAUCUCGGGGGACUGCGAAGCCCACCCGAUCAAGCAUCACCACAGCCCGUCUUCUCUCCCCGGUGGCUCCAGUGCUGCAGUGAUGGAGGUGAUGAUGUGCUGGGGGGAUGUGCAGAGAUGA